AUGUCUGUUGCAUAUUUAGAUGAGAUCUACAAGAGCGCAAAAUUAGAUUCUCGCGGCCCGAAUAGACAUACCCAGGUUGAAGACGGCGAUGCCGAUAUUGAGGCUGGACCAGCUCUACCUCCCGAUGACGAGGAAGAAUACGGACCCACCGUCCCCAUCGACGAUGAAAAGGGUGACGACGAGGAAGGUCGCUUCUUUGGUGGUGGAAUAUCAAAGCAGGAAUCCGAGAUCCUCGAUUUUGUAGAAGGCGCCGACAACGGACGAGAACAAGACAAGAUUGAUGGAAGCUGGCUACGCAGAACUGCUCUAAAUUUUGAAAAGCAUAUCGCCAAAAACGCUGAAUUGCGCGCGAAAUUUGAAUCGGAACCACAGAAGUUCAUAGCGAGCGAAGCCGAUCUUGACGCCGACAUCAAAGCUCUGUCUAUCUUGGCAGAACACCCCGAACUAUUUCCCGAUUUUGCGUCUCUUGGCUGCGUAGGCAGUCUUGUCAGUCUUUUAGCACAUGACAAUACCGACAUUGCAAUAGAUGCAAUUGAGAUCAUUGGCGAGCUCACAGACGAAGACGUGGUUUCCGAGGAGGCGCAGUGGAAUGCUCUGGUCGAUGCUCUUCUAGAUGCCGAUCUACUUAGCCUGAUUGUGUCCAAUUUUUCUCGCCUGAACGAAGAGGACGAGGCCGACAGGAGCGGCGUCUACUAUUCCCUUGGAGUCAUUGAGAACCUCUGCUCCCGAAGCGCAGUAGCAACACGAAUUGGCCAAGAGGAUAAGUUAGUUCACUGGUUACUUGACCGUACCCAGAGGAAGGAACUCGCCGUAUCGCAGAACAAACAAUAUGCCGCUGAAAUACUUGCAAUUCUCUCUCAAGCAUCAGCGGAGAACCGCAAUGAGCUCAUCAAGCUUGAUGCGACCGAUAAAAUGCUUCAACUAGUCGCAUCCUACCUCCGGCGAGAUCCUGAAAAGGGAAGCGAAGAAGAGGAGUACAUGGAGAACCUUUUCGAGGCGCUCACGUGCCUCGUUGACGAACCUGAAGGCAAGACCAAGUUCAUAGAAGCAGAAGGUAUCGAGUUAUGCUUGCUCCUGUUCAAGGGUGGCAAGACGAGCAGAUCUCCUACCCUUCGUCUGCUGGACCACGCUACUGCCAGCAAGACAGGUGCAGAAGUAUGUGAGAAGCUGGUGGAUGCAGGCGGCCUCAAGGGUACAUUUACGCUCUUCAUGAAAUCCCAGGAUCACCGUCUCUUGAGCCAUCUGCUCAAUAUUUUUGCCUCAAUGCUCAGGCUUCUCCCUGCCAAUUCAGCGGAAAGGAUUCGCUUACUGGCCAAAUUUGUUGAGAAAGAUUACGAGAAAUUGCACAAGUUAACGAAGCUCCGACACGAUUACAGUCGCCAAAUCAAGCAAGCCGAGGAGAAGAACGAACAAGAACGGCUGUCCUCGAAGGGGGAUGAUAAAGAAGAGUUGGAAAUCGAAUGGCUGUCCAGAAGACAUGAUGCUGGCCUCUUCAUCCUGCAGGCCAUCGACGUGAUUCUCGCAUGGCUGUCUGCUGAGGAUGGUGGGGCAAGUCGCAAAAUCAAGCAGCUUCUGGCAGAACGGGAUGAGACUGUAGCAGUUAUCAAAGCAACACUCACAGAGCAAUUAGAAGCAUUGGAUACGGAGGAAGAGGACGGUCGAGAUUUAAAGGAUAUGUUAGGUACGCUCGUAGAGUUACUACGCUAG
Messenger RNA from Clonostachys solani, 1707 nucleotides. NCBI's taxonomy places the organism in Eukaryota, Fungi, Ascomycota, Sordariomycetes, Hypocreales, Bionectriaceae. The record is from the annotation of a GenBank genome assembly.